CCAAUGUCAACGUCAAGUGUUCACUGUUCUGUCAGUGUCAACUGUCAAAUGAGACGCUGGACGGCAAAUAAAAUAAACACGUGUUUUUCUUUUUUCGUUGUUGCAAUAAAUAAUUUUUGGAGAUAAUAAAAUUAAAAUGGGUGUAAUUCAAAGAAUAAAAAAACCUACGACUCGUAAAGGCAAAAAAGUUUUACUGUCCAGAGAACCGAAGGCAAUUGAAGGGCCAAAACAAUGCAUUUUCCUUCAAGCUCGGAAUCCGUCAGAGAGGGCAAGGAACGUGCUAAAAGACAUCUACAAUUUAAAGAAACCUGAUGCUGCUUAUCUCAGCAGGAAGAAUGAUUUUGUUCCGUUUGAAGACGCGACUCUCAUUGAGAAAUUAUGCUACAAAAAGGAAGCAUCACUAUUUGGUGUCAGCUCACACAGCAAGAAAAGACCACACAAUGUAGUAUUGGGGCGCACAUUUGACUAUAAUAUAUUAGAUAUGAUAGAACUUGGUGUGGAUAGCUUUAAAGCUAUGUCCGAGUUUCACAAUAUAAAAGUGUUAACUGGUAUUAAACCAUGCUUGCUGUUCAAUGGCCCUGCGUGGCUUUUAAACCAGGAUUUGAAGAGAUUGAAGAAUGUGCUUACAGAUUUCUUUCAUCGAGAUAAGGUGGAAACAAUAAGGCUACAAGGUUUGGAGCAUGUGUUGAGUUUCACCGCAACUGACGACGGCACCAUUUAUCUACGAUCCUACAGAAUACUUUUAAAGAAAAGUGGUCAGCGAACACCUAGGGUUGAACUGGAGGAGAUUGGUCCAUCAAUAGACUUCAAACUACGUCGUACGAUGCUGGCCUCUGACGACUUGUGCAUCGAAGCAUGCAAAGUACCCAAAGAGCUCAAACCGAUCGCUAAGAAGAACCGAUCGACGGACGCAUUCGGUACCAAACUGGGUCGCAUCCAUAUGGGCAAACAGGACAUUAACAGACUACAGACAAGGAAGAUGAAGGGUCUUAGGAAAAGUGCUGAGGAGAAAAAACAGAUGUUGUUGAAGAAAAAACUUGCCAAGAAAACAGCGAAACAAGCUACCGCAAGUGCAUAAUGAAUAAAUAUUUUCUUUUUGGUAAA
Bicyclus anynana (squinting bush brown) is the source of this 1104-nucleotide messenger RNA. RefSeq names its product ribosome production factor 2 homolog (gene Non3). Gene Ontology annotation, biological process: ribosomal large subunit assembly; maturation of LSU-rRNA from tricistronic rRNA transcript (SSU-rRNA, 5.8S rRNA, LSU-rRNA). NCBI's taxonomy places the organism in Eukaryota, Metazoa, Arthropoda, Insecta, Lepidoptera, Nymphalidae. The transcript is spliced from 5 exons. The coding region runs from base 137 to 1078 and encodes 313 amino acids. The record is from RefSeq and is a predicted model, not a curated record. Gene Ontology annotation, cellular component: nucleolus. Gene Ontology annotation, molecular function: rRNA binding.